UGGUCAGCAUGGCCAGCUGUGCUUUGCUGUUCUGGAGUCUCAUCCUCUUCCUUGUCCCGGUGGAGCUGUCAGUGUUCCUUCCAGCCUCACAAGCCAACAAAGUUCUGGUGAGAUGGAGGCGUGCAGGUUCCUAUCUCCUGGAAGAAAUCUUUGAGGGAAACUUGGAAAAGGAAUGCUAUGAGGAAAUCUGCAUCUUUGAAGAAGCAAGGGAAGUGUUUGAAAAUGAUGCUGUUACGGAUGACUUCUGGAGACAGUACUGGGGUGGCUCCCCAUGCAGCUCCCAGCCCUGCCUCAACAACGGGUCAUGCCAGAACCACAUCCGCAGCUACAGCUGUACCUGUUCCCCCGGCUACGAAGGCAAGAACUGCGCAAUGGCCAAAAAUUCUUGUCACCCAGAAAGGAUGGAUGGGUGCCAGCACUUCUGCCACCCAGGGCAGACAUCGUACAUGUGCAGCUGUGCGAAAGGCCACAAACUGGGCAAGGAUAGCAAGUCAUGCAGUGCAAAUGACAAGUGUGCCUGUGGGACCCUGACAUCCGAACAAAUCACACAAGAAGGAAGCAAGUGGAGUCUACCCAGCUUCCCGUGGCAGGUCAGGUUAACAAAUACCAAAGGAAAGGACUUCUGUGGUGGUGUUCUAAUACAGGAGGAUUUUGUAUUGACAACAGCAAAGUGUUCAUUACUAUACAGAAAUAUUAGUGUGAAAACAUAUGUGGAUGGGAGCAGCAAGGAGCCACCCGCAGUCAUGGUCAGGAGCGCCCACGUGCACAUGCGCUACGACGAGGAGUCGGGGCAAAACGACAUCGCACUACUGGAGCUGCAGCGGCCUGUGCAGUGCCCCAGCACCGGGCUCCCUGUCUGCAUCCCCGACAGGGACUUUGCUGAGCGUGUCCUCAUCCCAGGGACCGAGGGCCUCCUCAGCGGCUGGAUGCUCAACGGCACAGACCUGGGCGCCAAGCCAAUGAAGCUGCAGGUCACUCAUCUGGAUGGGGAGGAGUGUGGGAAGACCCUGAAUGUGACUGUCACAACACGGACAAGCUGUGAGAAGGGCAGGGUGCCCUCUGGGCAGUGGGUCGAGGGAAGUGUAGUCACCAGAAAACACAAGGGAACCUGGUUCCUUACAGGGAUCCUGAGCUUACCACCAACAGCAGGGCAGGCACACACGUUCCUUCUCACUGCAGUCUCAAGAUACUCACUGUGGUUUAAGCAGAUCAUGAAGUAGCUGAGGCUCAGCUAGAGAGUGUGGAAUUCCAGAUCUCAGCAAAACCACGGGGAGAAGCAGAAUUCCUACAAGAAAAAGGUUGGUUGCAAGGCUGUCAGGGUCUACCGCUAUGAGGCACCACUCCUCGGUCACUCCUGCAUGCUCAUGUUGCUUUCUUUGGAACUUUUUAUCU
Molecule: messenger RNA, 1392 nt
Organism: Jaculus jaculus (lesser Egyptian jerboa)
Lineage: Eukaryota; Metazoa; Chordata; Mammalia; Rodentia; Dipodidae
Gene: Proz
Product: protein Z, vitamin K dependent plasma glycoprotein
Exons: 8
Coding region: 9-1220 (403 amino acids)
Biological process (GO): blood coagulation; proteolysis
Cellular component (GO): extracellular region
Molecular function (GO): calcium ion binding; serine-type endopeptidase activity
Source: RefSeq, a predicted model, not a curated record